AUGUACGCCAAGGUCUUCCUUGCCGUCCUUCUCGGCUCCCAGGCCGUCAACGGCCAGCUCGCGCGGCUCGCUCGCGCUGCCGGCCUCGAGUUCUUCGGCACUUGCGUUGGAGAAGGCAACACCAAUGACCAGCAAUACAUGAGCAUCCUCCGGGAUCUCGACGAGUUCGACCAGAUCGUCCCCGAGAACGGUCAGAAGUGGGACAGCCUUCAGCCUCAGCGCGGACGGUUCGACUACUCUCGCGGCGAUAUCGUCGCCAACCUCGCGAGGCAGAACGGCCAGCUCCUCCGCUGCCACACCCUCACCUGGCACUCGCAGCUGCCGGCCUGGGUUCGUGAUGGCAGCUGGAACCGUCAGACCCUGACCGAGGUCAUCGAGACCCAUAUCGCCAACGUCCUGCGCCACUAUCAGGGCCAGUGCUACCACUGGGACGUCGUCAACGAGGCUGCCGACGACAACGGCAACUGGAGGAACAGCGUCUUCUACCGCGUCCUGAACAGCGACUUCCUCCCCAUCUCCUUCUUUGCCGCCCGCCGUGCGGACCCCAGCACCAAGCUGUACGUUUUGCCCUCUCCCCUCUCCACUCUUCCCUCUCCCCUUUCCUCUCCCCUUUCCUCUCUCCCCUUUCCUCUCUCCCCUUUCCUCUCCCCUUUCCUCUCUCCCCCCUUCUUCCUCUUGACCCCUGAAACCACCAAGCUCUCAACCGCUGACAACAUGAACGCCAAAAGGUACUACAACGACUACAACUUGGAGUACAACGACCGCAAGACCGACAUCACCGUCGAGAUGGUCAAUAUCAUCCAGCGCGCCGGUGCCCCCAUUGACGGCGUCGGCUUCCAGGGCCAUCUGAUUGUCGGCUCCACUCCCAGCCGCCAGCAGCUCGCCACCGUCCUCCGCCGCUUCACCGCCCUCGGCGUCGAGGUCGCCUACACCGAGGUCGACAUCCGCCACGCCCGCAUGCCCCCCAACCAGCAGGCCCUCGUCACCCAGGGCAACGACUACGCCAACGUCCUCGGCUCCUGCCUCGACGUCCAGGGCUGCAUCGGCUUCACCGUCUGGGGCUUCACCGACAAGUACAGCUGGAUCCCCAGCACCUUCCCCGGCGAGGGCGACGCCCUGCUCUACAACAGCAACUUCGGCAAGAAGCCCGCAUGGACCUCCGUCUCGUCCCUCCUCGCCGCCGCUGCUACCGGCAUUCCCCCUCCUCCUCCUCCUCCUCCUCCUCCUCCUCCUUCCGGCAGCUGCUCUGGCAUGUGGGGCCAGUGCGGCGGUCAGGGAUGGAAUGGCCCAACCUGCUGCGCGCAGGGUACUUGCCAGCAGCAGAACCCUUGGUACUCGCAGUGCCUGUAAAGGAUUACCACUGUCGGGCACGAUCUUCCGUCGUGAAGGCUCUCUCUAGUUGUGUUGCUGUGGCUGUGGUUGGGCUGAGUUGGGCUUCCCCCGUCUCGCGAGGACUUCGGUCUUGGUGACAGGGGGCUUGUCUUCAUGGACUUUUGGUAUAUACAGAUAGAUGCAUGCAUGCGCCGCACAUAUGCAUUGUUCGUUGAGAUUCC
Messenger RNA from Sodiomyces alkalinus F11, 1553 nucleotides. Its product is annotated as family 10 glycosyl hydrolase. Gene Ontology annotation, cellular component: extracellular region. The record is from RefSeq and is a predicted model, not a curated record. Lineage: Eukaryota; Fungi; Ascomycota; Sordariomycetes; Glomerellales; Plectosphaerellaceae. The transcript has 2 exons. Gene Ontology annotation, biological process: carbohydrate metabolic process. Gene Ontology annotation, molecular function: cellulose binding; hydrolase activity, hydrolyzing O-glycosyl compounds. The coding region runs from base 1 to 1350 and encodes 449 amino acids.